Paralichthys olivaceus (Japanese flounder) is the source of this 1007-nucleotide messenger RNA. RefSeq names its product LITAF domain-containing protein-like. The record is from RefSeq and is a predicted model, not a curated record. Gene Ontology annotation, molecular function: zinc ion binding. Gene Ontology annotation, cellular component: nucleus; cytoplasmic side of late endosome membrane; cytoplasmic side of lysosomal membrane. NCBI's taxonomy places the organism in Eukaryota, Metazoa, Chordata, Actinopteri, Pleuronectiformes, Paralichthyidae.
UGCAAGAACUGUUGAACUAUGCCAUCAAUUCUCUUCUGACACACCCCACUAUAAAAUGGGAGAAGAAAGAAGGAGGAGGCAUCAUACAGUUGUGGAGCUCAGUCGUUGUGGAGCUCAGUCAGUUUUAAAAUCUGUCAGCAAUCACUUUAAUUAUUUCUUGUACUGUCCUCGAUAUAUUUCUUCUCUGGGUAUUACUCACCUUCUUCCUGCAUCACUCAGGACUAGGCAGCUCCAGGACAGAUCUUCUGGUUGAUGAAAAGUCCCAGUCAGGACAUCUGAACAUGGAAAAAGCGUACCCACCACAGGAAUCUUCUCCACCAUACCCUGGACCACCAAUGAACUACGGUGGUGUAGCACCACCGCCAGAAAUGUAUCCUCAGCCGGGAUUCUCACCUGCUGCACCGCCACCUGUUGGACACCAGGCAGUUGCUCACAUGAUCGUGACACCUGCACUGCAGGACGUCCCAGGACAAGCAGUGUGUCCCCACUGCCACCAGACUGUGGUCACCACCGCAGAGCACAAAGCAGGCCUCAUGACCUGGGCCAUCUGCGGCUGCCUCACCAUCUUUGGAUGUUUUCUUUGCUGCUGCAUCCCGUUCUGCGUUGACUCCUGCAAAGAUGUGGAGCAUCACUGUCCAUCGUGCCACAAAGUUAUCUACUUAUACAAGCGAAUAUGAAACCGUCCUGUCAGUGAUCGAAGGACAAGAACUAUAAAAGUACUGUCCCACACAAUAGCUUAAAAGUGGUUUUAGCUGCUUUACAACAUUCCUUUGAUACUGAGGGAUACAAUAUAAUAUGAAAUGCACUUACUGCCAUUGUAUGCUGACUGUUUAUUUGGCAACUAUAUACUUCUUAAUGUGAAUUGUAAUGACGUGUGAUAAAGCAUGGUACUUUAAGGUGAUAUAUAUAUAUAUCAAGCAAAUUGUGGAACAGCUGGGAUUUAUUCUAAAUGUGAAUCAUCAACAAAUAUGUCAAUAAAAACAAGCAACAGAAAGUUGUGUGCUGUA